CCACUGACAGGCUCUGACAGCUCAGUUUGUCGUUUUGUGCUCAGGUGAUUCUGCCACUGACAGGCUCAGGUCAGAUUCGCACUCUGCACCAGCGGACGCAGCAGCAGCAGCAGCAUUGGAUCGGGAUCGGGGUACACGAUCGGCGGAUCCGAAAAAGCCAUCAGGUCUGGUGACCAUGUUCGCGUGUAAUCGUAGCAGUCCACGUCAUCAUCGUCCUGUCUCUGAUCGAUACCGCCAUCAUCAUCAUCAUCAUCAUCGUCACCAUCAUCAACAUUAUCAUCAUUAUCAUCUCCAUCAUCAUAAUCAUAAUCAUAAUCAUCAACGUCAUCAUUUCGAUGAUGACGUUUCUGCCUUGUCGGUGUCCCCGAGGAGCCGUCGAUUAGUCUCGAUCGAGGGCCUUAGCGUUCUCUGCUUCAUCCUGCUUUCCUUCGCCGAGACGGUCGUUAGCAAUGCUAAUGCAAUGACAGACAUUUACGAUGACAUGCAGCUUCUUCGUCCUGAGGCUCACGAUUAUCACAAUCAUGGUGAUUGCAAUAACCAUCAUUGUCGUACUAAUUAUAGUAAUUACCAUUAUGGGAAACGAGGAGGAGGGAGAGGGGGAGGAGGAGAACGAGGAGGAGGGGGAGGGGGAGGAGUAGGAGAAAGACGAUUACCACCACUCUGGGAAAACGAUGUGAUGAUUGGGGAUAAUCCGCAGCGACGUCAACAACAGCAGACACGUCAGCUUCAAGAUGAAUCUUCUGGGAAAGCUGUCGACGACGACGAUGUCCACAACCACGUGAGCAGCCAUGUCAGCAACCACGUCAGCAGCGACCUCAGCAGCCACGUCAGCAACCACUUCAGUGGCCACGUCAGCAGCAACUUCGGAGAGAAAGAAAGACCUAAGGAGGGAAGUCAACGGCUUGGAAGAGAAGUUGAGUUGGCAAAGCGUCCACGUCAGCAGCACACUCAUCGAAUUGGUAAUCAUCGCCGAGCCUCCCUGCGUUUUGGCGGGAAUUUGAACAAAACAACGCGGCAGUUGGAGGGUAUUGUCGAAUUGAUUGAGUUGCCGACGCACGAUCGGCUGCCACGUCAGCACCUGCAGCGAUCCGCGAGCAACGGCUCGGUUUCCGUUGAUUGGUCGGCGAUUACCUCGUCAGCAGAAGCAGCAGCAGCCGCCACGUCAGCAGCUGCACCAUUCCAUCCGAUCUCAAGUGUCGACGUCACCACGUCCGCCUCUGACGGGAGGGGGAGGGAGAGGGGGAGGGGGACGGGGAGGAGGGGACGCCGCAGUCUCAUCAGCGGGAGGCCUACGAUAGAUGAUGAUCAGAAACUCCGACGGAUCGUUGAGAUUGACGGCCGGGAUGUGUUCCCUUGGCGGCCUCGGAAGAGGGCCAUUGCCACGUCGACGGGCCAACCGUUCUCCAAGUAUGAGGUGGUUGAUCUCUCUCUGACGUCAGAUGGCAGUCUGCUGUAUUACUCGGCGCGCUUCUGCCCUGGCUCUGUGGGUCACUCUUCUUCCUCGUCCUGCCCGAUUUCUAAUGGCCUUGGAUAUGUCGAGAAGCUUCGAACAGCUGAGAUCUUAGCCGUCGAUGAUGAUCAUGAUGACGCCGCGAGAUCGUCGCCGCCGCCGCCGUCCGUGGCUGCUACGAAUCCAUUCAGCAGGUCGGGAUCUGCGACCGUCGUCAAAGGUCGGUCCUUUGCCUACCCUUGGACAGCUGUAAAGCCGCUGCCUUCGCCCAAAGCGCGCCAACCGCCUGCUCCUACACCCUUCUCAGCCGUUAAUUCCGUCAUCUCCUUCGGCAAGAAUAGAGCGCUCCUUAUCUUGGACGUUGGCGGGAUAUCCAUUGCGGUUAAUCGAAACAGGACCCCAAUCGUCCCCAUGGAUGUCGACGUGACCGGGAUGGGCCCGUUGACUUCGAUGGCGGCGGCGGCCGGUCUGGAUCCUUUCCUCACUCUGGGAGAUGCCGCGGAUCUCAGUCACCCCGCACGGACAUCCUCCUCCUCCUCCUCCUCCUCCUCCUAUUCUAAAUCCGGAUCCCGACUCUUCAUCGGGACGGCCAAUCGGGGAAUCUACACCAUCGAUCUAACGGAGCCGCGCCGCAUCGCAGGUGCCGAUCCCGAUCCCGAUCAACGGAACAACAGCAAGAAGAAGACCUCAGUCGUUACACCGAAGCGCUUGUCGUUAUCUGCCACCACUACCGCAGCCGACUCGAGGGCGGAGGUGAUGACGUCAUCGUCAUUAUCAUUAUCAUCAUCAUCAUCAUCGCGAUCACCGUCUGCGAAUUUUGCCACGUCGGAUGCGACCCCGCUGCUGACGUGGCCAAUCUUCGACGACAACAGUUUGUCGCCCGACGGAGAGGUUCUCUUCCUAUCCGAAGUCGACAAGCACGUGAUCAGGAGGAUAAACACGUCGUCGGGGGAGGUGGAGGUGAUAGCCGGGCGGUGGAGAGAAGCCGGCCACGUGGACGGGAUCGCGACAACGGAGGCGCGAAUGCACGGCCCAGCUCAGCUGGCGCUGACGUCAGACGGGUGCAAUCUCUUCGUCACUGAAGCAGCGGGGGCCUCUCUCCGUCUGAUUGCUCUGGACAGACCGUACGGCAGAGGCCUGCAGGUCAGAACUCUGGCUCGAUGGAGAGACAAGGCGGGAAGAUCGGCCAUCGCUGUCUCUGCCGAUGACAAACUCCUGUACGUCGGGAUCGCGGGCGGAUGGAUCGUGAAGUUAUCCGUUAACAAGUCUGCUUUGCACCAGUGCUUGUCGGGAUCCCCGUCAGCGAGCUCCACCAUGACAGCGGCGACGCCCCCCCCUUCCUCCUUGCCGUUCCGGUUGCCGUCAACAAAUACCACCGAGACAACGUCCACCACAAGUAUUUCUGCCCCCGCGAGCAGCAGCACCACCACCACCGGACACGUGUCCUCGUCUUCUCCCUUCUCCUCCUCCUCCUACACACAUCCUUCUUCUGGCCACGUACUCAGCAGUGAUCCUUCGCCUUAUCAUACUUCAAAGCCAGAUGAAAGAGCCCCAGGAGAAGCAACCACCUCUCCCAUCACUGCGCCGGGUGAUUCCAAGGUUGCUUCUCCCGCCUCCAGCGCCGCCGAUGUCGCGACUGAUCCCGAUCCUCAUGCCGCAGCUCAGCGGGAAGACCAGAGUGCCGCUGCAGGUCCCGACCCACAUCACGUGGCUUCUCUGCGCAGCCCCGCUGACGUCGCACGGUUGGUCCCGUUGAUGAAUCCCGACUUGAGAUCCCGUGUUAAGACCUACGAGGCCGUCAUAGCCGCGCUCGCGGCUGGGUUGUUCCUCACGCUGCUGACCAUCCUCAUGAUGCUCUCGUACAUCUAUGUUCAACGGUCCAAACUCCAGAGAUUCAAUCAUCGCCGUUCAUUUUCCGAUAUCGGACGGAUACGAUAGACACACACACAAAAAAAGGGAUGAAGCUGUGCUGCUGUUGAUUAAUGUGAAGACUAUGACGAUGACCACGAUGAUGAUGAUGAUGAUGAUGAUGAUGAUGAAGAUGAAGAUGAUGAGAAUGAUGGAGGAGUAGAUUCUGAAGAAGGUAACCCAUCCAUUAACUUAUCACUAAAAAGAGUUGGGUAAAGCUGUGACGUUGAUUAGUAUGAAGACGAUGACAAUGAUGAUAAUGAUGAUGAUGAUGAGGAGGAGGAGGAGGAAGAAGAAGAAGUCAGGCCAUCCAUGUACUUAUCACUUGAAUGGGAGAUGAAAAAAAAAAAAAAAAAAACGAUUGUGAUGAUGAUGAUGAUGGCACAUGAGCUCCUUCAAGU
Messenger RNA from Chara braunii, 3759 nucleotides. The record is from the annotation of a GenBank genome assembly. Lineage: Eukaryota; Viridiplantae; Streptophyta; Charophyceae; Charales; Characeae.